Molecule: messenger RNA, 6189 nt
Organism: Durusdinium trenchii
Lineage: Eukaryota; Dinophyceae; Suessiales; Symbiodiniaceae
Source: the annotation of a GenBank genome assembly
AUGGAAAGCCUCCGGUGUCCCGAUGGAUUGGGUUUUGGGAUCACUGGCAUCAUUCGAAGCCAGUCCGACUGCAAGUGCAUUCAUGGAAUGGAGCCGGUACCAGAUGAAUCAGGUCUUGCCAGUGGUUGCACGAAAUGCCCACGGGGCAAGUACAAGUCGACUGUCGACGAUGCAGCCUGUUCGUCUUGUGGUGGACUCUCAACUUUACAAGAAGGAGGAAUUUCUAGUGCGGCUUGCACUUGUCCAGCUGGAUACGUGAACGAGGUGCUGGAUGACCCUGCAAACUGCCAACCUUGUGGCCAGGGUUUCUUUUGUCAAGGUGGAACACACAAACAGGCCUGCGGUCAGUCUUUGACCUCGUCUACAGAGACCGCUAACAGCGAAUCCGAGUGUAUUUGUGCCUCGGGUUUCUUCCGUGUGGAGUCUGUGUGCGAAGCUUGUCCAAAAGGCUCAUUCAAAGCAGACAUUGGCGAUGGGGCCUGUGAACCCUGCCCAGCAGGAAAGUGGAGUAACGAGUCUGCGGCUUCGCAUGAAGACGCUUGCAUUUCCUGCAUGCCGGGCGCUACAACUCGUGAAGAGGGUGCUGACGAGAUGAGUUUGUGUGUCAGGCCUGACGGACAUCAGCUUGUGCGCUGCAUAUCGGGGAAGGUUUGCCAUGUUGAAAUCACUGGUUUCAACCUUCAAGAUGGUCAUCGGCUUGCUUUGUCGACGUCAAGCUGCGACUCGGGUGGCAAAGCGGCUGUGCCCAAUGUGGUUGCUCAAGGAGUCUCAAAGCCUGCAACAAGCAGCGGAAGCAUGCAUGUUUGGGGUGAUGCGGCUGGUGACUUCAGCCCAGAAGGAGGAAUUUACAAUCUGUGCUGGUGUGCCAACAUGCGCGAUCUUCAAUGCGGAAGUCUGCAGACCGAUUUCAUUUUGUCUGCAGGAAAACUUGAAGUCAUUGGACCUUUACGUAAUCACUCCUUGGACUGUGUUCGAGGUCAGACCUGUUUAGGUUUGCGGCCUUUUCAAGGACAUCAGCUUUCCAUAGAAGAUCGAGUGGCGGUUCGCCGUGCAUGUGGUGGUUCUGAAGUCCUAUCGCUGGCACUUGCAAAUCCCAAUGGUACUGGCAGCCUUUCGACCUUUGAUGGAGAGUUUUACCUUACAUUUGGCAAUGCUCUGCUGGAUGCGGAUGAAGCGUACACCAUUUGCUGGUGCGGCGGCUCCUGCAAUACCGCUUCAGAUUUUGCAGUGCCAGCCGGCCACUUGCAAGUGUUAGGACCCUACACAAAUCAACGGACGAACUGCUUUCUGGGUCAGCCUUGCCAUUUGCAGAACAUCAAAGGAGUUGGUUUGAUGACUGGUGACCGGAUCAUGCUCCGCACGGAUUGUGAGACAGGUCCUAUGCUUCCUGGAAGCCCCGGCAAUGGAAUUGCCUUUCGCAACGAGAAUGGAGACUUCGAUUUUGUGGGUGAAAGCUCCUUGUUGUGGUCGGCAGUGGGUAUUUUUUCCAUGUGCUUUUGCCGGCCAUCUCUGGAAAACUGUACCCAUGCUUUGGACUUUCGAGCUUCGCUGGGUCUUUUCACCACAAAGGGUCCAUUCUACGUUACAAGAGUGUGCGAACAAGGCCAUCCAUGCGCUGUACAGCUGGUUGGUAUCGGUUUGAAUGUGGGUGAUCGCUUGGUGUUCCGCAAUCAUAGUUGCCAAAGCUGGAGCUACCAAGGGGUCGCUUUCCAGGUCUUCAUGGAGCUUCCAGAGCCUUUGAGAGUGAAGGACGACGGCAAUGGACUUGAAGUUGACCUUGGAACCUUGCCCUUUGGUUCGACACCUGGUCCAGGAGGGUAUCGCAUUUGCUGGUGCCCUGCCGAUCUGUUGUGCACUUCAGCCUCAGAUUUUCGAGGUGCAGCUGGAGAACUGCAGAUUCAUUGCCCACCAGGAACGUACUAUGCGGAAUCUUCUCAAGUUUGUGCGAAAUGCCCAAAGAAGUUCUAUUGCAGGGGAGGUGACCCUACUGACGCCAACAAAGUUUCUUGCGCUGCAGAGGAGACCACCUUACAUUGGCAUGCUGCUUCGAGGGAGGAGUGCGUAUGCCUCCCUGGAUAUGGACUUGUUGAUGGCCAAUGUGUUGGCUGUGCCAAAGGCUUCUACAAGUCUGCAACCGCCAAUGAAGAAUGCGUCAGAUGCCCAGAAAACACAACGACAUUCUCUGCAGGAGCAUCCUCCAACAUGUCAUGCGUUCCAGAAACAAUGUUGGCGCCUGAAGAUGGUGAAUCCGAAUCGAAUGCCUCAAAUUCCCACACAUGUGAAGUGCCUGUCCUGACGUUCAGCCUUUCUAUCACAGCCACCGGCAACGCCUCAGACGCAAUCAGCGACAAUGUGGCAUCCGCAUUGCGCACCAUGUGGGGCACUCGUGCAAUCACAGAAGUGGACCUUUUGUACGAUAGCAACAAUUCAUCCAGGCGCAUGUCAACCAUGAGGACUUUGGUGGUCACACUCAAAUACUUGACUAUGGAGGAGGCAGAGACAUUUGCUGAAGAAGUAGAUCUCAGUAUUGCCUCAGAUGCUGUGUUGGAUACCUUGCGUCAAGACGAAGUACUAGGCAUAAUAGAUGUGCAGCCCUCCAAUGUCUCAGUGUCCCUCCUACCUUUGAUAUGCCGGGCAAACGCCCUGGUACCACCAGGUGUGACUAUUCGAAAUGUCGAAGAGUGUCUUUGCACAAGCGGCUAUGAGUACCUUGAAGAGAGCAAAGGCUGCAGUCCUUGUGGGGUUGGAGAGUACAAGAGUACGCUUGCCAACGAUAAAUGCCAGUCAUGUCCCAUUAGAAAAUCCACUUUGAAAGUCGGAGGUGCUUCAAUCCAAGAUUGCAUAUGCCAAAUUGGCACUUUUGAUGCGGAAGGAGUUUGUUCCGAUUGCACACCCGGCUUGUACUGCCCAGGAAACGGGGAGCCUUUGGAGUGUCCGCAGCACUCUCAGACCUUGGUGGCCUCUGCCAGAUCGAUUGAUGACUGCUUAUGUGUGGCCGGCCAUUACUCGAGUGGCAGCUGUGAGCCAUGUGUCCCUGGAAGGUAUAAGAGCAACAUCGGCAAUGAGACUUGUUCCCAAACAUGCCCAUCAAAUGCCGAUAGUUAUCCUGGUGCCACCUCCUUGGAAGACUGUUUUUGCGUGAAGAACUACCACGCAAUACUUUCCUCGAACGGUCGAUUGGAACGCUGUGCCAGCUGCUUGCCCUAUGUGGGCCUGUAUUGCCCCGGUGGCUUUGAACCAAAUUCCACUGAGCAUGUGCAGCCUCGAGCUGCUGCAGGCUUCUACCAGACAGGAAGCACUUUCGCUACCAAGUGUCGAGUCGUGCUAGCUGAUGGAUCCAGCGCCUGUCUCGGAGACAACCAAUGUGCAGAAGGAACUACCGGAAUGCUUUGUGGCGAAUGCCCGGCUGGCUGGGCCAAGUUUGAAGACAUCAGUCCAUGUGAGGAGUGUUUGGCUGGGGCUGGAACAGGUCAAUUGAGCACGGCCAUCGUGUUUGAGAUCACCAAGAUAGCGGCCUUGAAUUUUGUUUUAGCAGCUUUGGCUGCGUCUGAUGCAGCCAAUGCGAACCUGCCACUUCACACUUACAUGAUCCGAAUCCUAACACAAUGGUUCACAGCUUGUGCCCUGAUCACUCAUUUCAAUUUGGAACUGUUGGAGACGCCUUUUGCGCAAGCAUCCGUUUCAUCAGAUUCCUGUGAUGAAGAGCAGUUGCUGCAAUAUGGGAGUUCAAGCCAAGCGGUUGCACCAAAAAGCACAAGAACGAGUGACGUCAAUGAAGCGCUUGAAAGCUUGAGGCUCCCAUGGCCGGUGGAAGUGAGCCAUGCCAUCGCUGUGUUCUUCGCUAUCUCAAAUGUGGUGCCGAAGUUUACAUCUGUGAAGUUUUCAGCUCAAUGUCGAGCCUUCGAAUUGUUUCCAGAACGUCCCGGGGCACAACGACUUGCACCUGCACUGUAUUUCAUCUCUUUACCUCUGCUCACCUCGUUAGCAACAUUUUCGGUUUGUGCUGUGGUUGUGCAUUUCGUGGUUCCAGUUGCAAGGCGAUUUGGAGUGCAUUUCAACAAGGAAGCCAAGAAGAAACAGAAGAAGAGAAAGCGGAUUCAAGCCCUGUUUCAUGAUUCUUGGACGCGUGACUUGAAGUUAUCAGAUGUACCGCUUGACCUGCCGAAAUUCCGUGGUUUGGACUCCUUCGCUUCAAUUGUUGACACGCACCAGAGAUUUGCCAAAGAGAUUUGUCGGAUGAAAAGUGCCAAAGACCCUCAGCUUGAGGCUGUUCUUGCAGAAGAGGGUCUAGAUCUAGAAACGUUCAACUCUCCAUCAACGGACUUCUUAUUUGCAGAAUUCUCCGAAGAAGACUUGAAGAAGGUGAUCAAAGAACCCUUCGUUCCAUUGGAGCUCAUCAGUGCUUUAGUUCAUCGUGCCCAGGAAUGGGAUUUACGAGGCGCUUCGGAGGAAAGGCCUGCAAAGCAAUCUGGCCGUUUGCAAGAGGCAGCUUUAGCUUCAGAAGCAGAACAACAGGCAAAGGAUGACUUGCGUCAAGGUACUGCUUUGCCUGACACCACCCGCGAUCUCAGUAGUUUGAACGUCUGGACGGUCGAUUGUUUGGACUUUGGCCUCUUCACUCCAAAGCCAGGUCUUAAGACACUGUUGAUUCAGAGUGUGCCAGUCGUUUGGCCGACUUUGAUUGCCAUUUGGCCCCAACUUCUUUCACAGUUUCUGUCGUUAGUGUGGUGCACGCCCAUCAGGGAGGAUGCGUGCGUGCGGCCACGGCUGGUGCCAAAUCCAAGUGUUGUUUGUUUCAGCGACGAUCACUGGCCUUUGUUUAUCAUCUCAAUCGUUGGAUUGAGUGUUUGGUGUCUGGGCAUUCCAUGUUGGUUGUUUGUGCUGAUCUACCGCUUGGGGAAAACGCGGCAAGAGCUCGAAAGUGGGCGAAAGUAUGGGCUCUUUAUUCGCGGUUUGGAACCAUCGAUGUGGUGGUGGGAUCUUCUGAUCAAACGUGCAGACAUUGCUCUGAUGAUGCUGAUAGCCUACACUUCCAUGAUUGAAGAUGACACAGCCAAGCUGUUUGUAUUCGCUUUCAUAUCAGGCAUACUGCUUUGCCUUACAACUUGGUUCAAGCCAUACUCCAACAACCAAGCAGAAAUUCUGGACAUAAUGGAGACCUGUUUGCUUACUACACGCUUUGUGCUCUACUUUGUCGUGGCCAUGUUAUUGAUAAUUUUUCCAUCUCCAACAACAGUCAGGCUGUGUGCUCUUUUCGUGUUGGUGAUGCUGAUUUCCGUGUGCGCCUUUGCAGUUUUGCAUAUCAUUGCUCAAGCUCUUCGCCAAGAACAGAAACAAAGCCUGGCGAACGAGGACAGCGACGAUGACGAGGAAGAAGAUGUACAGGAGCUGGUCUCCAAGAAGUCCACUGUCCGAAAGAUCGCAGGCACUUUCAAGCGGUUGAAGCGCGCAGUAUUGGAGAACGUGGUGCCUUUUUUUCGGGAAAAUGAAGAGGAGCAGUGGACCUUGGUUUGGUCUCCUGAAAUACAAAAUCCACGUCAUCAGAAACUUAAAAAAUCACGGAGUCGCGGACGCCCAAGCUCACAUGGUGUGCGGAACAAACUGCAGCGUGCUGUGAUGAGGGCAAGGGCAAUCUUUUUGAGAUUUGGGAUCUCAAUUCAGCGCGGCUCUGUGGUGCGCGCGUACGAGGAGUUUCAUUCUUUGUGGCUGGAAGAAUUUGAGCAGAACCGCGUGCCCGGUGUGGGGACGCUCUGCGCAUUGGUGAUAGCUCAUCGGCAGUUGCCCAACAAGGGGGAUGUGACGGAAGCUUGGGCCAGUGAGGCUGAGAAAGUGCUGAAAGAUGCUGCCAAAGAAUGGGUGUUGCCAGCGCAUGAAUUCACCGACGCGGUGCACCGAUUGGGUUCCCUCCCAGUGGAAAAAGUCCUGAAGCUGAUCAACAUGGUUGACGAAGCCCUACUAGCUAUGCGAUAUCUCAAGGACGGCGAUCCAGGAGAUGCACUUGAAACGCUGCUGAAAGGUCCAGUGGAGGACCAUGAAGGAGAUCAGGUACUUGAGGAGCUGCCCGCAGAUAUUCAGGACCAUGAAGAAGAUCAUGUACUUGAGCUGCUACCCGCAAUUAUUCAGGAGGACCAUGAACGAGAUAUACUUGAGCUGCUGCCCACCGUUCCCUCCCGGUGGAGAAGGCACUGA